Xiphias gladius (swordfish) is the source of this 3296-nucleotide messenger RNA. It is a transcript of the gene scyl3, whose product is annotated as SCY1-like, kinase-like 3. The record is from RefSeq and is a predicted model, not a curated record. The coding region runs from base 382 to 2739 and encodes 785 amino acids. Gene Ontology annotation, molecular function: ATP binding; protein kinase activity. The transcript has 14 exons. Lineage: Eukaryota; Metazoa; Chordata; Actinopteri; Istiophoriformes; Xiphiidae. Gene Ontology annotation, biological process: protein phosphorylation.
CUACUCUGUGGUUUCGUCUUUUACCGGAAAGGUCCGUGUUUACAGCGCAGCUUUUGCUCCACGUUAGCAUCGUUGAUUCGAUGAGCAGUGAAUAAGAAUUAACUUGUGUGGGGUUUUUUUUUUUUAAACCAACAGUUUGAUUAUUUUGUAAAAAUAAAAUACAACAUUUGGUUAAUUUCGUGGCACACCGUGAUUACCAUGAUUGUUUGUAGGCGGAAGGGCGACCGACAAGCACAGCAAUGACCAGCUGGCUAACGUAGCGCCGAGGUUAGCCAGCCAGGCAACUGACGCCAACAGCAGCUAACUUGACACACAGCGGUGGCACAUCCAGUCCAGUCAAACAGCCCACAUUGCCCUGCAGGUGCAGGAACAACCGCGACCAUGGGUGCGGAGAGCAGCGCGGUGCGGAGUUGCACCCUGGAGGAGCCGCUCCUCACCCUGCCCUCCGGACUCACCAUGCACUCGGCUGUGCUCCAGGAUGGGAAGCCCGCAUCCGUGUUUGUCCACAAGCGGGGUAAUGAAGACAAAGUCAACAAAGCUGCUAAGCACCUGAAGACCUUGAGGCACCCUUGUCUGUUGCGCUUCCUGUCCUGCUCAGUGCAGGACGGUGGCAUCCACUUAGUGACGGAGCGGGUGCAGCCCCUGGAGCUGCUGCUGGACAGCCUCUCCCCAGAGGAAAUCUGCGCAGGCAUCUACGACCUCCUGCAGGCACUUGUCUUUCUGCACGAGAGGGGCAAAUCAAGCCACAACAACGUUUGCAUUUCAUCUGUAUAUGUCAGUGAAGAUGGUCAUUGGAAACUGGGAGGGAUGGAGACUGUCUGCAAAUUCUCUGAAGCCACUCCAGAGUUUCUCAUAAGCAUUCGGAAUGUGAGAGAGGCCAGCUGUGUUCCUCCAGAAGAGCAGGUUGAGGGCUUUAAAAUGCUUCCGGAUAAACAUGCUCACUCUCGGGACUGUUACUCUUUUGGAAUGAUGGUGGAGACCUUUAUCCCUCUCCUGAAUGGCUAUGUGUUGCAGGAGCUGUCUGACAGCCUGAAGAAGACCCUGCAGACAGGCCUGCUGAACUCUGAUCCUUUGUCUCGACUUCCACUGAGCUCCCUGCUGACUCAUGACUUUUUCAGGAAUGACUUUCUUGAAGUGAUGAAUUUUCUGAAGAGCCUGACUUUGAAGACGGAAGAAGAAAAGAAUGAAUUCUUUAAGUUUCUUCUAGACCGGGUCCCGAGUCUCCCUGAAGAGCUGAUAGCUGCACGCCUUGUCCCCAAACUCCUCAACCCUCUCGUUUUUGCAGAACCCAUGGCUGUCAAAAGCUUCCUGCCUCAUCUUCUAAGGCCAAAGAAGGAUUCCAAUGGUGGUGGUAGUGGUGAAGAAUGCCUGCUGUCUGUGACCCUUUACCGUAAACAUGUGAUUCCUCAGCUUCUCAAGCUCUACAAGGUUAACGAGGAACACGUGCGGAUCGUGCUGCUUGCUCACAUCCACAUCUACGCCGAGUUCUUCUCCCACGAUGAGCUCAAAAACCAGAUCCUGCCUCAGGUUUUGUUAGGGAUGAGAGACACCAAUGAUUCUUUGGUUGCCAUGACGCUGCAGAGUUUGGCGGUGUUGGUGCCCCUGCUGGGAGCUCAAGUGGUGGUUGGAGGAGAGAGAACCAAGGUCUUUAAACGCACCACGCCCAACUUCACCAAGUCGACGGAGGUCACCCCUGAAACUUCACCUGUCCAUAUAGUUGGAGGUUCCCACCCUCAGUUGGCCCAGCCUUCCAAAGUCUUGAAUUUAUUUACCAGACCGUCAGGGACUGAAGGGCUGGUCCUGGGUAACAUUGGUAGUUUAGCGAGUAGUAGGGAGACUCCAAGAAGGUACCCCCUGGCAACAAAAUCAGACGGGAGUAGACAGAUGUCUCUACCUUUGAACGGCCUUCAUCAGGUCAGUGAGAUGUCAUACAGCCCAGAGCAGCCAGAUAGACUAGAAGGCCCAGUGGAAGACUGGCCUGACUGGAGCGACCCUGAAGAAAGCAAGAACAGAGAUGGAAAGUCAGUCCAGAUCCACAUUCAGGCUUCAAAGAGAGUAGAUCAGGUCAGCAGCAGACGACCACUCUCACACCAGAACAUUGAAGACGAGCCAUGGGAGGACUUUGAGGACACUGAACCUACGUCAGAUCUCUCCCCGACUGCUCCUUUAUCAGACCCAGUUAUACUCACACCACCCAGAGGGGGCACUGCUACUUCACCUGUAAAACAUGCUCCUGAAGCACUGAGACUGGGAUCCUCCAAACCCCUAAAAUUGACCUCAACACUGCGACAAUCCGCACAGAGCAACAUCACUUCGUCGUGGGACAAUGACUGGGCUCAAGAGGGGCGGGACUGUGAGAAAUCACACAGUCUAUUCAACCCCAAACCCAAACCUACAGUGCCACAAAAGUAUGGCGGGAUAGGAGGUUUAGGGGAGGAGUUCACCAUUAAGGUGAAGAAAAAGGUAGAGCAAGAUCCAGAGCUGGAUUUGUUUGCUGACAUGGUGCCAGACAUCAAGCUGUCUUCUCCAGCUCUGCUGCCACUGGAAGAAAGCUUUGUAAGUGAUGCUGGACUGUCUACAGCAUCCUCAAGAAACACAAAAUCUCUGCAGGUUGAAGCAGCCAUCGAUACCAUAACACUCACUGCCAAGUUCGCAGCGUCAGACCUGACCGAGAUGGAAACAGAUGGCUGGGGAGAUGGAGAUGACUUGAACUGGGAGGACGAGAAUAUCUGGGGAUGAGAACUGAUCCGUCUGUUUCGUCUGGAACAAAACAAUUUAUCACUGGAAAAGUCCACCACCUCUUGAAAUGCCACUUUACAACCAACUGGAAGUUGCUCCAGUUAUCAUUUAACACGAUGCAGUAAGAAUAAUGAUGACAGGAAUGGGCUGAACACUUUUAUAUUGUUCUCUGGGUUCCCGGACACUUAUUAUCAGUAUGGCUGUAAGAUAACUUUCUUUUGGAGUGGAAGGAUUGGCAGCUAUCAGAUGGUAGACUUGGACAAAUGGAGCCACUCUUGUUUGCCAACUGAUUCAAGUCAGACCCGAAAUGAAUGAGGAUCUUAAUCAGAGGUGAAUGUCAUGCUGUUUUCAUCUGCUUCUCUAAAAAUGUUUUAAAUGUGCCAACUUCACUACUGGCAUUAAGAUCACGAAACGCUUUUUGACAAGUUAUAACUUGUCCAAAAUGUGUCAGGUUUAAUUUACAGAAGGCUUGCACUUUGAAUGAAUGUGGAAUAGGAAUUACAUAAUUUAUUAGUAGAUUUUUGGUUGCUGGUGAAAUAAAGAUUUUACUGUAUCAA